Hippopotamus amphibius kiboko is the source of this 1715-nucleotide messenger RNA. It is a transcript of the gene DHRSX, whose product is annotated as dehydrogenase/reductase X-linked. Gene Ontology annotation, molecular function: oxidoreductase activity. The transcript is spliced from 7 exons. The record is from RefSeq and is a predicted model, not a curated record. Bases 512 to 1429 code for a protein of 305 amino acids. NCBI's taxonomy places the organism in Eukaryota, Metazoa, Chordata, Mammalia, Artiodactyla, Hippopotamidae.
ACUGCAACAAAGACCCAACGCAGCCAAAAAUUAAAUAAACAAAUAAAUAAAUACAAAGGACCCUAUUGUGCCCACAGCCAGCUCUAGAGGGUUGAUUUAGAUUUCACUACCGGAAAGGGCUCUGGAAUUCUUUGUUUUAAACUCAACACCAUGGCACGGGGGUGGGGGGAGCAUUGAGUUAAAAAUGCCAUCAGGAAUCAUUUUAUCUUUGGGGGUUUUGGGGUCACUUCAGCCACUGGGGGAACAGGAAGGCAGUUUCUGACGCUUAGAGCUGUAUUUUUUUGUUUUUAAACUAAUUGCCUUCCUUUUAGAGGCACACCCCCGGACGUCCCUGGUGGUCCAGUGGCGAAGACUCCGAGCUCCCAAUGCAGGGCGCACGGGUUCGAUCCCUGGUCGGGGAGCUAGGAUCCCGCAUGCUGUACAGCAAGGCCAAACGACAGCAACUAAAAACAAACACACAAGAGGCACCACCCCUGUCUCUGAUUCCCACCUUAAGACCACCCAAGUCAGGAUGAAUGUUAUAUCGGGAGUUUUCCUCCCACAACCCGAGCGUGUUGCCAUAGUAACCGGCGGGACGGAUGGAAUCGGCUACUCCACCGCGAGGUAUCUGGCGAAGCUGGGCAUGCGCGUUGUCAUAGCCGGAAAUAACGAAGGCAAAGCCGAAGAAGUUGUGAGGAAGAUAAAAGAGGAAACCCUCAAUGACAAAGUGGAAUUUCUAUACUGCGACCUGGCGUCCAUGAGGUCUAUCCGGCAGUUCGUCCAGAAGUUCAAGAUGAAGAAAAUCCCCCUCCACGUCCUGGUCAAUAACGCUGGCGUCAUGAUGGUGCCACAGAGGAGCACCGAGGACGGCUUUGAGGAGCACUUUGGGGUGAACUACCUGGGACACUUCCUGCUGACCAACCUGCUGCUGGACACCCUGCAGGAGUCGGGCACUCCUGGCCGCGGCGCGAGGGUGGUGACCGUGUCCUCCGCCACACACUACGUCGGGGAACUGAACUUGGACGACCUUCAGAGCAGCAUCAGCUACUCGGCGCACGGAGCCUACGCCCAGAGCAAGCUGGCCCUGGUGUUCUUCACCUACCACCUGCAGGCGCUGCUGACGGCCAAGGGCAGCCCCGUGACCGCCAACGUGGCCGACCCCGGCGUGGUGAACACCGACCUCUACAAACACAUCUUCUGGGGCACACGGCUCAUCAUGAAGCUGUUGGGCUGGUGGAUUUACAAGACCCCUGAUGAGGGAGCCUGGACCUCCGUGGUCGCGGCCGUCGCCCCCGCGCUGGAAGGCCGGGGCGGCCGCUAUCUCUACAACGAGAAGGAGACGCAGUCGCUGGCGGUCACGUACGACCAGGACCUUCAGCGCCAGCUGUGGGCCCGAAGUUGCCAGCUGACGGGCAUCCCCGACGUGACCCAGGAGGCCUUCUGGGGAUAGCGACCCCCCCUCCCCGGGGAGACGGCCACCCGCCCGGCGCGGGCAGGGGUGUCUGCGCUGGACCACGCGUCUGUGGGGGUCACACAGCCCCCGGCCCCCGCCCUUGGGACGCUGUCCCCCCCAGAGUCUCCCGUCGGCGGGAACUCCGGGAGCCGAGGAACGCUGAGUGGGACCCUCGGCAGGUGGGCCGCAGCCGUGCAUCUUGUGAUCCCCAGCGGGUCCCGUUGUACCGGGUGCCGGGACGCAUUAAACCCUGCCAGCCACGCGGGCCGUGUUCCUUGCUCAG